UCUGUUCUCAAAAGGAAGCUCUGUUCUGCUGCUAGCAAUGCAUCCUAAGACACGGCUGUGCUGGUGUUGCCCUGCUUUCUGUGUGUGGGCAUUCGUGUUCACAUCCUUGAUUAAAGAUACCACAGCCUGCGAAUCAGAGGAACGGUUAUUUCACAAACUCUUCUCCCAGUACAACCAGUUCAUUAGGCCGGUAGAAAAUGUGUCUGAUCCUGUCACGGUGUAUUUUGAAUUGGCCAUCACCCAGCUUACAAAUGUGGAUGAAGUCAAUCAGAUUAUGGAAACAAAUUUGUGGCUAAGACAUAUUUGGAAUGACUACAAACUGCGAUGGGAUCCCAGACAAUAUGAUGGCAUUGAAUUUGUUCGGGUACCAGCAGAUAAAAUUUGGAAACCAGAUAUUGUCUUGUAUAAUAAUGCUGUGGGAGAUUUUCAAGUUGAAGGCAAGACCAAAGCCCUCCUUCGCUAUGAUGGAAUGAUCACCUGGACCCCACCAGCUAUUUUUAAAAGCUCCUGUCCUAUGGAUAUUACUUUUUUCCCAUUUGAUCAUCAGAACUGUUCACUGAAAUUUGGCUCGUGGACCUAUGACAAAGCCAAAAUUGAUCUUCUGAUCAUUGGAUCCAAAGUAGAUAUGAAUGACUUUUGGGAAAAUAGUGAAUGGGAAAUAGUUGAUGCUUCUGGCUACAAACAUGAUAUCAAAUAUAACUGCUGUGAAGAGAUCUACACAGACAUAACAUAUUCUUUUUAUAUUCGAAGGUUGCCAAUGUUCUACACCAUAAAUCUGAUCAUUCCCUGUCUUUUCAUCUCAUUCUUGACUGUGUUAGUUUUUUACCUGCCAUCUGACUGUGGUGAGAAAGUUAAUCUUUGCAUCUCAGUGCUUCUUUCUUUGACUGUAUUUUUACUGGUGAUCACAGAAACAAUCCCAUCCACCUCUUUAGUAAUUCCCCUAGUUGGUGAAUAUUUACUCUUCACAAUGAUAUUUGUGACUCUGUCAAUUGUCAUCACAGUAUUUGUCCUCAAUAUACAUUACAGGACUCCAAUGACACACACAAUGCCCAAAUGGGUAAAAACUGUCUUUCUUCACCUGCUCCCCAAAGUCCUGUUGAUGCAGAGGCCACUAGAACAGCAGAAAAAAAACACCUCCAGAAAAACCAAGAAAGUAUCAGACAGUAAGUUGGGCAAGUCAAAGCACAGCAAACACAAAGACACCAAAUUGCACAAGGAGCAGCGGUGCAGUCGCUGUGAUCAGGCAACUGAACUCCGUACCACCGAAAGACAGCUGAGCCAUCAGUCUCUGAGAUGGAUGACAGAGCACAUGGAGUACUCUCCAGAGGUGAAGGAUGUCAUCAGCAACGUCCAGUUCAUCGCAGAGAACAUGAGAUCUCAAAAUGAAACCAAAGAGGUGGAAGAUGAUUGGAAAUAUGUAGCUAUGGUGAUAGACAGAGUAUUUCUCUGGGUAUUUAUAAUCCUGUGUGUGUUUGGGACUGUAGGGCUCUUUAUCCAGCCACUAAUAGCAGAAACAUAAUUCAAUCCAUUGCUUUU
This is a messenger RNA of Camarhynchus parvulus, 1536 nucleotides long. It is a transcript of the gene CHRNA6, whose product is annotated as cholinergic receptor nicotinic alpha 6 subunit. NCBI's taxonomy places the organism in Eukaryota, Metazoa, Chordata, Aves, Passeriformes, Thraupidae. The record is from RefSeq and is a predicted model, not a curated record. Gene Ontology annotation, biological process: monoatomic ion transmembrane transport; nervous system process; chemical synaptic transmission. Bases 38 to 1519 code for a protein of 493 amino acids. Gene Ontology annotation, cellular component: synapse; neuron projection; postsynaptic membrane. Gene Ontology annotation, molecular function: acetylcholine-gated monoatomic cation-selective channel activity; transmembrane signaling receptor activity. The transcript has 6 exons.